This is a messenger RNA of Nelumbo nucifera (sacred lotus), 726 nucleotides long. The record is from RefSeq and is a predicted model, not a curated record. NCBI's taxonomy places the organism in Eukaryota, Viridiplantae, Streptophyta, Magnoliopsida, Proteales, Nelumbonaceae.
AUGGGUUUUGUGCAGGGUAAGUGCCUCAACCUAGAUGAUCAGGUCGUCUUGUUCCAAAAGACUAUAGAGAUGGAGCUGCAACCACACUUCGGCAGCUCCAAAGAGCUUUCAGACUACCUUUCCAAGUCCAUCUUUGUUAUCAAUAUUGGAAACAAUGACUACGGCGGCUACCUUGUGUCUUAUGUUUCUAAACCCAAUUUAAUGUACACUCCUCAAGCAUUUGCUCAACUACUCAAAGACAUACUUUCUCAACGCUUGGAGACUCUUUACAAGUUGGGGGCCAGGAAGUUUCUAGUGUUCGAGAUUGCUCCGAUUGGGUGCAUGCCAAUAGUUACAAGAUUAGUACCACACGAAGGACCAUGUGUUGAAGAACUAAAUCAGGUUGUAUCAGUCUUCAAUGAUGGGCUUCCUGCAAUGCUGAAACAAUUGACAACUUCGCUCCAAGGCUCCACCUUUGCACUGGGAUAUUUUUCGAAGCUUGGACAUGAUAUGAUCACAAAUCCUUCAAAAUAUGGGCUAGGAGAUACAACAGACCCAUGUUGCAUUGCGGCGAACAAUGGAGCUUGGACCUGCAUUCCAGGUUUAGUUUCGUGCUCCGACGGUGGCAGACAUGCCUUCUGGGAUGGUAUGCACCUCACUGAAGCUAUCUAUUCAACCAUCGGAACCCGUUGCUUUAAUGAUUCUUCUGUCUGUUCUCCAACCAUCCAACAGCUCGUGCAAGGUUGA